UGUCAGCUGGAAAAGGAAAAACAGACCAAGAAAAAACACUGGGAGGAGAGAAAGAAACAGAGAGAGAGAGAGAGAGAAAGACCUCAGGUCGGAGAUAAACAAUGUCAGAGAGACGCGGGGCGAGUGGAGAGGCUGUAACCGGCCGUGAGGAACGUGGAGUCAGUGGGAGAUUUACGGGGUAGGGAGGAGGAAUGGUGCCAUGGCAACAGACAGGGUCUAAGGGCACGUGGAGGAGGCGUGAGACAGGGAACCGGCAGGGUCACCUGGACGAGGAGCAGGGAGCAAGGAACCGGGCCGGGUGGUACUGGGACGGAGACACUGACCUCAGAGAGCCUCAGUCGUAAGAAGCGGAAAACGGUGAAAGAGACGAGUCAGUGAGAGAAAGGGGGCAGGCGCAGGGAGGGAGGGAGACACACCAAAAAAGGGCUCAAGCCAGAGCUGGGGACGCCGCGAGUCAGACAGAGACGGCAGUGAAGCGAGGGAGUGUAGGAGGGAGAGAGAGAGAGACGGCGGAGGGCUGAGGUCAAAGCCUGUAGCCAGGGCAGGCCACCAGCGGCCAAUCAGAGCGGAGGUCAGGGGGCAGGCGGGAACACCUCCUCCAACGGGACCAUGGGCCGCUGACGCGGGAACCGGCACUAUGUCCACAGGCUCCGGGCCGCAGGAGACGGUCGGGGAGGGCGGGGCGAGCGGGUCCGGCCCGGUGGGCCUGCAGACGCUGCUGGACCUACUGGUGGGCGUGUACCAGGAGUUCCGCGCCUCGCCGCUCGCGCAGGAGAAGUACGUGUGUGGCUUCCUGAAUUGGGCUGAGCCAUUUGUGAGGCAGGUGAAGAAGACUCGUAUCCAGCGCGAUGACUUUGACGUCCUCAAAGUGAUUGGCCGAGGAACCUUCAGUGAGGUGGCGCUGGCACGCAUGCGUGAGACACAGCAGAUUUAUGCUCUAAAGAUCAUGAACAAGUGGGACAUGCUGAAGCGUGGAGAGACAGGGUGUUACCAGGAAGAACGGGAGGUGCUGGUGAAAGGCGAUCGCCGCUGGAUCACCGAGCUGCACUACGCCUUCCAGGACGACAACUACCUGUACCUGGUGAUGGAUUAUUACGUUGGUGGUGACCUGCUGACCCUGCUCAGUAAAUUCGGGGACCGGAUCUCAGAGGAUAUGGCCCAAUUCUACCUGGCAGAGUUGGUGAUGGCCGUGGAUUCCAUCCAUAGGCUGGGAUAUGUACACAGGGACAUCAAACCAGACAACGUCCUGCUCACCGCUGAUGGCCACAUUCGCCUGGGCGACUUCGGCUCCUGCCUGAGGCUUCAGGAAGAUGGCAUGGUUUUCUCGUCGCUGGCGGUCGGCACGCCGGAUUACCUGUCCCCCGAGAUCCUGCGAGCCGUGGAGGGGGGCGGCGGCUAUGGACCAGAGUGCGACUGGUGGGCGGUGGGCAUCUGCGCGUACGAGAUGCUCUUCGGAACCACGCCCUUCUAUGCAGAGAGCAUCUCGGAGACGUAUGCCAAGAUCAUCCACUUCAAGGAGUACUUUGAGUUCCCGCUGUCGGGCCCCGAGGUCUCUGCUGAGGCGCGCUCACUCAUCGAGGGUCUGAUCUGCGAACGGGAGGAGCGCCUGGGUGCCGGCGGCUGCGGAGACUUCCGGAAGCACCCCUUCUUCUCUGGCCUGGACUGGGGCUCUUUGCACCGCCAACCGGCGCCGUUCCUGCCCGAGGUGUCCAAUCCCACGGACACCUCCAACUUCGACGUCCUCGAUGACUGCCUCAGUGAGAUGGAGACGCUGUGUGAUGUCAUGGACCGGGCUCCUGUGGGGGUUCACCUGGCCUUUGUGGGCUACUCCUACACAGCCACGAGAGAGACAGGGGCGGUGGAUCGGAGUCAUGACAUCAUGAUGGAGAUUGACUGGCAGGCAGUCGGAGACUGCAACACUCUGAGAUUCCAGGAGAAACUGAGUCCGGUAUGGCAGCUUAGGGAGAGUCCCAGUGCUGAGCUGCCGGCGCUGCAGGUGCUCCCCCUGCUGGCCGUGCCAGGAACAGCAGGUGCUGUGUGUGGCGGCGACAAGGCACAGAUAAACAUGGUGUGGAGUGACGACCUGCACAGGAGGCUUCGGGAGGCGGAGAAGAGGAACGGGGAGCUGGAGCGGGAGAUGGCGACGCUGCGGGAGGAGAUCGAGAGCCUGUGCAUCAAGGACGACGCAGAGCUGAAUGUCUGCCGCCCCCACCCCGGUCCGGAGCCUACGGUUGACACUAACUCCCCACCUCCUCCACCUCCAGGCAUCAAAGCCCAGCAGCUGAGCUCCUCCUCGCCCAGUACGCACCCCCCAGCAGAUUCUGUGUGGGAGGACGACGGCGCCUCCUGUCUGCUGUCGCCCGCUAGUGAUCCCUCCACACUGACUCCCGCUGCUCUUCCACAGGGUGAAGUGGCCUCAGGUGACCUGUGAGGGCUACCUGUUGGUGUGCAGAGGUGGGGGGGGGGACAUUCUGUGCCUGGAGGAGGCUGUGCAGUUGAGACAUCUCUUAACCCCUCUCCUCACACUGGGGGCACCUGUCGAUCCCUCCAUCUCACCUAGC
Molecule: messenger RNA, 2561 nt
Organism: Paramormyrops kingsleyae
Lineage: Eukaryota; Metazoa; Chordata; Actinopteri; Osteoglossiformes; Mormyridae
Product: myotonin-protein kinase
Biological process (GO): peptidyl-threonine phosphorylation; actomyosin structure organization
Cellular component (GO): cytoskeleton; cytoplasm
Molecular function (GO): ATP binding; protein serine/threonine kinase activity
Source: RefSeq, a predicted model, not a curated record